Misgurnus anguillicaudatus (oriental weatherfish) is the source of this 2145-nucleotide messenger RNA. The record is from RefSeq and is a predicted model, not a curated record. NCBI's taxonomy places the organism in Eukaryota, Metazoa, Chordata, Actinopteri, Cypriniformes, Cobitidae.
UGCUGAUUUGUAGAAAACCGCACGUGAUAUCAAUUUUACCGGCAUCACGUGACUUUCAUGUCAGCUCGCCCGUCGUGUUUCAGUGUGCUGUAGUUAAAGAUGCUCGCCUGUCUGCUAACCUUAUGACUUCUUGGACAAAGGGGAUCAACAGAGGACACGUAAAGGUUGGACAAGGCCGCCGAGGACCUUACCUCUGUCAGAGCAUUGGUACAAAGACCUGAGGACAGAAUGGAAAACAGCCCAGAAUCAAAAAUACGGAAUGGCCAGCCUGAGGGUCCUGAAGCCCCCUCACAGCCUAAAGAAAGCAUGCAGCUCAAAAAGGAAAUCUCUCUGCUGAAUGGCAUCAGCCUUAUUGUGGGCAACAUGAUUGGUUCAGGGAUUUUUGUGUCUCCGAAGGGAGUUCUUUUCUACAGUGCCUCCUAUGGACUGUCACUAGUCAUCUGGGUCAUCGGGGGCAUCUUUUCAGUGGUGGGGGCUCUCUGUUAUGCUGAACUGGGCACCACCAUCCCCAAGUCUGGUGCCAGCUACGCUUACAUCCUAGAGUCGUUUGGAGGCUUCAUAGCGUUUAUACGUUUGUGGACGUCACUGCUUAUCAUCGAACCGACGAGUCAGGCUGUCAUCGCCAUCACUUUCGCAAACUACUUGGUUCAGCCGCUCUUCCCCACAUGCGAGGCCCCGUAUUCUGCUUCUCGCCUCAUUGCUGCUGCAUGCAUAUGCCUCCUGACCUUUAUUAAUUCAGCUCAUGUCAAGUGGGGUACCAGGGUGCAAGAUGUGUUCACUUACGCUAAAGUGCUGGCCCUUAUUGUCAUUAUCAUCACUGGGAUUAUCAAACUGUGCCAAGGUUACACAAGGAACUUUGAGGACUCUUUUCAAGGCUCUUCUCGAGACCCAGGAGCGAUUGCUUUGGCCUUGUACUCUGCACUUUUCUCAUACUCGGGCUGGGACACUCUUAACUUUGUCACAGAAGAGAUUAAGAACCCUGAAAGAAAUCUUCCCCUCUCCAUUGCCAUCUCCAUGCCGAUCGUUACGAUCAUCUACAUCCUCACAAACAUCGCUUACUAUGCAGUGCUUGAUAUAAGUGCAAUCCUUGCCAGCGAUGCUGUUGCUGUGACAUUUGCAGACCACACUUUGGGUGUGAUGAGCUGGACCAUCCCUAUUGCGGUCGCUUUGUCCUGCUAUGGAGGGCUUAACUCUUCAAUCAUUGCUGCAUCAAGGUUAUUCUUCGUGGGAGCUCGAGAAGGUCAUCUGCCUGAUGCGUUGUCCAUGAUUCACAUGGAGAGAUUCACACCGGUUCCCGCACUCCUCUUUAAUUGUGCCAUGGCUCUUUUGUACCUGACAGUGGAGGAUGUGUUCCAGUUAAUAAACUAUUACAGCUUUAGUUACUGGUUUUUUGUUGGCCUGUCCAUUGCCGGGCAGAUCUACCUUCGCUGGAAAGAGCCAGACAGACAUCGACCACUGAAGUUGAGUCUGGUGUAUCCUAUUAUCUUCUGCAUGUGCGUUGUGUUCCUGGUGGCUGUGCCUCUUUAUUCUGACACACUCAACUCACUUAUCGGGAUUGCCAUUGCCCUCUCUGGGGUGCCUGUUUACUUCUUGGGUGUUUAUCUUCCAGAGUCUAAGCGCCCACCCAUCAUCACUAAAUUACUGCGUGCCAUUACCCGCUUCACCCAGUUCACCUGCUUUUGUGUGCUCACUGAAAUGGACACGAGUGAAUAAAUCACAUUUAAUUUAUUGAUCAGAUACUCACACACCACCACUUUAAUGACUUGAGGGGAGAAGAAACCAAGAUCUGGAGAUAAGGGACACAUAUCUUCUACACUAUUUAAGUGCGUUGGAUUUCGCUUUUCGUUAUAAUUAAAGGUCUCUGUUGAGGCUAUGGUGCACUGUCUGUGGUGGUAGGAAUACUGCAUCAUGAACCACAUGGCAUGAAAAAAUGGUCCAGCUAAAGACUUCUGGUUCAGACUGGCAUCAGAGCACACAAAUGAUGCAGUAUUGAUUCAUAAAAGAAGCGGUUUUGAGCAGGAUUCAAUGGUUGGGAAUAUGGACGAGAGCUCCUUAAGUAUUUGUCUUUUUUUUAAUCAAACAUGGUUUUGUUUAGAAUUAAGUGUUUAAGAUAUACUUUCAUUUUUAAAGACAUUUUGAUAUUUU